Aureobasidium musti is the source of this 972-nucleotide messenger RNA. Lineage: Eukaryota; Fungi; Ascomycota; Dothideomycetes; Dothideales; Saccotheciaceae. The record is from the annotation of a GenBank genome assembly.
AUGGCCGCCUCAGAAGAAUUCAAACACCAUGUCGUACAGCUGGAUGGCCAUCUUGAUCUUCCUCCCCUCAGCUUUCCUCACACCUUUGAGAAACACCUUCGCACCUCACCCUCAGAACUACCUUCCCGCAUCGCCUCUGCCACAAUUGCCAUCGGAACUGCUGUCAACAUCACAAAAGCCAAUUUUCUCUCUGCUCCUCGACUGCAACUUCUCGCAUGUCUGGGCGCUGGCUGUGAUAGAUUCGAUCUCAAUGCUGCUAAAGAGUGUGGAGUUACGGUAACCAACACGCCUGCUCAGAAUACCAGUACUGUUGCGGAACAUGCGUUGAGUUUGUAUUUUGCGGUUAAGAGAAGGAUUGUGGGCUUGGAUGAGUUUACGAAAGAGGGAGAGGGGUGGAAGAAGCAGGGGAUGUGUGUUGGCGAGUUCAGAGGUGUGAUGCCUAGGGUUUGUGAGGAGGAGGUUGUCGGAAUCAUUGGUUAUGGAGCUUUAGAAAAGACGUGCAAAGCCCUCGAAAUGCGCGUCCUCAUUGCCGAACGCAAAGGCUCUUCUGACAUCCGACCUUCCCGCACUGCCUUCGAAGAUGUGCUCCGACAAUGCACAACCCUCUUCCUCACAUGCCCCCUCGAUUCCUCAACCCACAACAUGCUCUCCCACCACGAGCUCUCUCUACUGUCUCCCACCUCCAUCCUCAUCAACGUGGGUCGUGGCGGUAUCGUAAACGAACACGCUCUGGCUACCGCGCUCAAAGAAGGAAAGUUGCUAGGAGCUGGAACGGAUGUUUUCGAGCAUGAGCCUGCGACCAAGGAGAAUUGUCCUUUAUUGGCAGAUGAUGUGCCGGGUUUGGUUGCUACACCGCAUAUGGCGUGGUUUUCUGAUAGGACGAUUGUGGGAACCAAGCAGACUGUCAGAGACACGAUUGAAGCUUUUGUCAGGGGAAAGCCUGUCAACAUCGUCGUGGAUGGCAGGAAGUAA